UCUAUCUCAACAUCUCCAUUUAACUGUUUUUUUUUUCUUUUUAAUUAUAUCAUAUGGAAACAGCAGAACCUCUUUUCUAUAUUACCCUUCACAUUUUUCGGAAAGUUGUAUUCAAAUUUUCAAUCUUUGAAUCUAUCAAAUAACUCGUGGUUUUGAACCUUGAAAAAUAAAAUGAAUAUAUAAAUAAAUACCACGUUGAAUAUCAUCUCACCUUCCAUAACUUUUCCAUUCAAUUCAAACCCCUAAUCUCUAUAUGUUAUCGUCUCUCACUCGAUUCUCAUAAUAUAAAAUAUUCCACGACUUCUGUACACUGUCUUCUUCCUGCUUUUCAGCCACGUCUUUGAAGGUUCUAGUGGACCCAUUUCCUUUCUUGUGCAUAUAUAUAAGAAGAGGAGUCAAGAAGCAUUCUAUUCACUUUAACCCAUUAUUUUGAUUUAGCUUUUUUUUAGUUAUCACUUAUUAGCCAUUCUAAGACAGUGCUCUAUUCAAAGACCUUUUUGAUUCUUUAAUCUUGAUCACAGGUGCCGUCAUAAGAUUAUAAUUCCACUGGUGAUUGGAAAAUUUAUGGGUUUAUCGCUUUCUUUACUCUAUUCAGCCUGGGAAGAAAUUGUACGGCACAGCUUCUUUCGUUUAGCCUACAACUAUAGUUUCGGUCCUAAAUACGGUGGUAUCCCCUUAAGGACAGAUAGUUUCAAGAACACUUCUGAUACGGAAACCAUGACCAAGUCACUUCAGUCAAAUUCGAGAGGAAGAAAAAAUUCUAUAAGUUUGAAGAAUUGUAAACCCCAGAAUGUAAUGCUUGAUACCAGUUUGUCAUUCAAGAAUCUAGUUCAAGAUAAAGUAGAGUCAAAGCCAGCACUUUCUCUUCCUGAACCAGCAAUUUUGUUUUCUCCUAGACCGGUUAGUGAGCUUGAAGCUGCUGCAGUUAAAGUUCAGAAGGUUUACAAGAGUUACAGGACUAGAAGAAAUCUUGCAGAUUGUGCCGUUGUUGUUGAGGAGUUAUGGUGGAAGGCUUUAGAUUUUGCAGCUCUAAAGAGAAGUUCAGUGUCAUUCUUUAACGUUGAAAAACCUGAAACUGCUAUUUCAAGGUGGGCAAGGGCUAGGACAAGAGCAGCCAAAGUUGGCAAAGGCUUAUCCAAAGAUGAGAAGGCUCAGAAAUUAGCUUUACAACAUUGGCUUGAAGCUAUUGAUCCUCGCCAUCGGUAUGGUCACAAUUUACACAUGUAUUAUGAUGUCUGGUUUAGAAGUGAGAGCACUCAACCUUUCUUUUACUGGUUGGAUGUUGGAGAUGGUAAAGAAGUGAAUCUAGAGAAAUGCCAGAGAUCUGUACUGCAAAAGCAGUGCAUCAAAUAUCUAGGACCUAAAGAAAGACAAGCAUAUGAAGUAAUAGUUGAAAAUGGGAAGCUUGUUUACAGAGAGAAUGGAAAUCUUGUCAAUACAAUUGAGGGUUCAAAAUGGAUAUUUGUGCUUAGCACGACAAGAGCUUUAUAUGUUGGGCAAAAAAGGAAGGGUGUGUUUCAACACUCUAGUUUUCUUGCUGGUGGUGCUACUACAGCAGCUGGAAGAUUAGUUGCCCACGAAGGAGUUCUUGAGGCUAUAUGGCCAUACAGUGGCCAUUAUCACCCAACAGAAGAAAACUUCAGGGAAUUCGUUAGCUUUCUUCAGGAAAACCAUGUCGAUCUCACAAAUGUUAAGAAAUGUGCAAUUGAUGAUGAUUCUUAUAUUGGACAAAAGGGAGAGUCAAUUUUGGGUUCUGCAGAAACUUGUCAACCCAUCAGCGCAAAUAAGUCUGAUGUAGAUUUGUCCAUCAAGGAGACAACAAUGGCGGCUCUUAACAAAGAACAAGAGAUUAAAAUUAACUGUGGUGCCAAUGUUUUUGAGUGGCCUGAGAGAUUACCUUGCAAAUGGACAACAGGGGCUGGACCUCGCAUUGGGUGUGUCAGGGAUUACCCAACGGAGCUACAAACAAGAGCAUUGGAACAAGUCAAUCUAUCCCCUAGAGUUCCUCCUGGGACUAUUAGCAAUUAUGGGCCAAUUCCUUCUCCAAGGCCCAGUCCAAAGGUUAGGGUGUCCCCUAGGCUUGCUUACAUGGGACUCCCGAGCCCAAGAACACCAAUUCCUGUAGGCAGCUAAGCCGUUUCAUCAAAAACGACAAUGGGGUCAAGAAUGAUUGGCAGCAAAUGGGGCACUGCUGGUGCGUUAUAUUUAGUUUAAUUAAGAAAAAUAAGGAUGGAUCAAAGGGACUAACCCAAAGUUUUUUAAUUCACUUCAUUCUUUUAAUAUGGCUUAAAUGAGCCAAGUUUUUAUUUUAUAGUUACUAAACAAAUUCUGGCCCCUUAUUUUAGUGUUGGGUUUUGUAUAUCAUCCCUGUAUACAGAAAGUUGAGACUUGAUAUUUACAUCAAUGAAGCAGAAUUAUUUCCAUUUAUAAA
Jatropha curcas is the source of this 2431-nucleotide messenger RNA. RefSeq names its product calmodulin-binding family protein. The record is from RefSeq and is a predicted model, not a curated record. NCBI's taxonomy places the organism in Eukaryota, Viridiplantae, Streptophyta, Magnoliopsida, Malpighiales, Euphorbiaceae.